This is a messenger RNA of Rhopalosiphum padi (bird cherry-oat aphid), 1504 nucleotides long. Its product is annotated as ATP-dependent DNA helicase PIF1-like. NCBI's taxonomy places the organism in Eukaryota, Metazoa, Arthropoda, Insecta, Hemiptera, Aphididae. The record is from RefSeq and is a predicted model, not a curated record. Bases 68 to 1504 code for a protein of 478 amino acids. The transcript has a single exon. Gene Ontology annotation, biological process: DNA repair; telomere maintenance. Gene Ontology annotation, molecular function: DNA helicase activity.
AUCGCUCGCGGACUACGGUUUGCCACUACCGGACGUCGCACUGUUGGAAGAAGACCCGGACGACGACAUGUUCGGUGCAAUAGACGCGACGGUACGCUGGGCCGAACAACUGGAUAACUUGAACGACGAACAACGUGCAGUGUUCGAUCGUGUGAUGGCGGCUGUAGACGACAACAGAAACGUCGCCAAACUCUUCUACGUCGACGGCCCCGGAGGAACAGGUAAAACGACACUAUACGGAUGCCUCAUAUGGUCACUUCGCAACCAAGGGCGAUCCGUGUUGUCUGUGGCUUUUACAGGAAUCGCUGCGUCGCUCAUGGACGGCGGCAUGACGGUGCACUCGACGUUCGGAUUGCCGUUCGGUACGCUGACAGACGAUUCGACGUCGACCAUCACCAUGCAGUCGUUACGUGGUCAGAGGAUACGUGACGCGGCACUAAUCGUCUGGGACGAAGCGCCCAUGUCUCCGGGACUACAACUCACGGUAGUCAAUAGGUUAUUGAAGGACAUCAUGGGAUCGGAAUUGCCGUUCGGCGGUAAACCGGUACUGUUCGCCGGUGAUUUCAGACAAAUACUGCCUGUCGUGCGCAGGGGGGUGAGGAGUGACAUCGUCAGGUCGUCGAUCAAAUACAACUGUUUGUGGCGUGACUUGGAACAGUUCAGUCUGACGCGGAACAUGCGCGCCGACAACGACGUGGACUUUGCGACUUGGUUGCUUCAGCUCGGGAACGGCCAAUUGCCAGAGGUCGAUGGUGUUCGGGACACCAUAGAAAUCCCCCGGGAAAUGGUGUGCGACGUCGCUAAUUUGAUUGAUUUUGUUUUUCCGCAACAAAUGUCGUUGGCCAACAUCGACGAAUUUGCUCGCAAAAUAAUUUUAUGUCCCAGGAAUGACGAAUGCAGGCAGGUCAACCGUACGGUGUUACAGCGCAUUGACGGAGCUCACCAGAGUUAUACGGCCAUAGACACUGUGGUGGUCGACGACCCCGACGAAGUGGCUAAUUAUCCUACAGAGUUCCUGAACACUCUGGAACCGGACGGACUGCCGCCGUACAACUUGACGCUUAAGGUAGGUUCGAUUGUGAUGUUGCUUAGGAAUCUAGAUUCGAAGAGACGUCUCUGCAACGGAACGAGAUUGGUUGUCACUGAACUGCGACGAUUCAACUUCAAGGCGAGGAUGUUGUCUGGUGGUGCACAGGAUGAUAUAAUCAUACCUGCGAUACCACUCACGUCCAGUGGCGAAGAUGACCUGCCCAUCAUAAUGCGGCGAGUGCAGUUCCCCGUACGUUUGUCGUUUGCGAUGACCAUCAAUAAGUCACAGGGUCAAACGUUCGAUAGAGUUGGAUUGCUUCUGCCUUCACCGGUGUUCACACACGGACAACUGUACGUAGCCUUUUCAAGAGUGAGGAACUCUCAAUCCAUUAGAAUUGGUAUGUUUGGUGACGAUCGUGGAAGAUUUGUCACUAAGAACAUUGUGUACAGAGAAGUCCUACAAGCAGUACAAUGA